This is a messenger RNA of Hyaloperonospora brassicae, 1605 nucleotides long. NCBI's taxonomy places the organism in Eukaryota, Oomycota, Peronosporomycetes, Peronosporales, Peronosporaceae. The record is from the annotation of a GenBank genome assembly.
AUGUUGCGCCGCGUGGCCGCCCUCUGCGUGGCCCCGACCCGCGGCACUGCCCGCACGAGCUGCCCGCCGCUCGGCCGCCGCCGCCUCUCGUCGUCCUGCGAGCUCUACAAGAACCCGCGCAGCUCCAAGUUCUCCAUGACAAAGAUCGUCGCCACGGUCGGCCCCGUGUCGCAGCAGUACGCGACGCUGCAGGAGCUCACGAACGAGGGACUGCGCAUCAUGCGCAUCAACUUCUCCCACGCCGAGUACGACGAAGCGCUGCUGCGGAUCCAGAACCUCCGCGCGUGCAGCGGUGUGCACGCGCAGGGGCAGUCCACGUUCAACCUCCGCGCCGUGCUGCACGACACCAAGGGGCCGGAGAUCCGCACGGGGAAGAUGCGGGACGGCAAGAAGGUGUACUUGAAGAAGGGCGCGACCGUCGUGCUGACGACGGACGCCGCGGUCGAGUGCCAGGGCACGGCCGACAAGUUCUACGUGACGUACAAGCAGUUGGCCGAGACGGUCCGCGUGGGCGACACGGUGCUGCUGUCGGACGGCCUGAUCCGACUCACGUGCGUGGCAGUGGGCCAGGGCGAAGUCACGUGCAGGGUCGAGAACUCGGACGAGCUGGGGAACCAGAAGGGCGUGAACCUCCCGGGCUUGAAGAUCGACUUGCCCGCGCUGUCGUCGAAAGACAAGCGCGACUUGGACUGGAGCGUCCAGAACGACGUCGACUUCAUUGCGGCGUCGUUCAUUCGCAAAGCGAGCGACGUGGCGGAGAUUCGCGCGUUUGUCGACGAGUGCGUCCAGAAGCACUGGGCGCACAAGCCCCACUACAUUGCGCCCAAGAUCAUCUCAAAGAUCGAGAACUUGGAAGGUGUCGAGAACUUUGACGCGAUCCUCGACGCCUCGGACGGCAUCAUGUGCGCUCGCGGCGACUUGGGUGUCGAAGUGCCCUUGCAGAAGGUGCUGACCUACCAGAAGAUGAUGGUCGAUCGGUGCAACGCCGUCGGGAAGCCCGUGAUUGUGGCCACGCAGAUGCUCGAGUCCAUGCAGACCAACCCACGGCCAACGCGCGCCGAAGUGUCGGAUGUCGGGAACGCCGUGCUGGACGGCGCCGACUGCGUCAUGCUCAGUGGCGAGUCUGCGCAGGGCAAGUACCCGGUCGAGUCGGUGGCGACCAUGACGUCAGUGAUCAAAGAGGCCGACGAGCUGCUGCUGCAGCCGGCGUACCGCGCCAAGUUCCAGUUUGACCCGCCGACGUCGGACGUCGAGUCGGCCGUGUCGUCGGCCGUCAAGACUGCGAACGAGAUGCACGCGCAACUGAUGAUCGUGCUGACCCGCACGGGGUAUACGGCCCGCAAGGUCGCCAAGUACAAGCCCACGGUGCCGGUCAUGUGCUUUACGACGGACAAGAAAGUUGGCCGUCAGCUCCAGAUCCAUCGUGGACUGUACCCUGUUGUCCCCGACGCCUCUGACCAUGCCCCGACCACUGCCGAAGCGAUUGCCCAAGCCAAGAAGAUGGGAUGGCUGUCUUCAGGGGACCGCGUGGUGCUCAUUAGCGGUGACAAGCUCUCGGACGACCUCGGCCGAGAAAUCCUCAUUGGCGUUGCGGACGUCCAGUGA